This is a messenger RNA of Tremella mesenterica DSM 1558, 1029 nucleotides long. RefSeq lists its product as uncharacterized. NCBI's taxonomy places the organism in Eukaryota, Fungi, Basidiomycota, Tremellomycetes, Tremellales, Tremellaceae. The transcript is spliced from 3 exons. The coding region runs from base 33 to 938 and encodes 301 amino acids. The record is from RefSeq and is a predicted model, not a curated record.
AAUACAUCACCUGACGCUCGUUACAACCCAACAUGAAGCUCACUCUUGGUCUUUUGGUGGCCCUUGUCGCCACUGUCUUACCAACCUCGGCCGCUCCCAUUCGUAUCAUCAAUCUCUCCAGCGGAGAAAUCACCACCGUUCAAUCAUUCGACACUCCUCCUCCUAACCUCCUCCGUAUUCCCGUAUCAUCCGAAGACACCCACAAUGAAGGUGACGACGCUAUCCGAUUUCAACCGAUGCCAUUCCGUCGACCAUGUCCAAACCAUCGAAUUCCUUCUGGUCCUCUAGGAUCUUUGUUAGCUAAAUUCGGUCUAGGACCCUCUCCGAGUCGUUGGGAACAAGUUGCAAAAGAGGUCCACGCUCAUUCUCGUCCCGAAGGUGGGAUGAUGGCAAAGAUGUCUGAAGGAUGGAGGGCGCAUGUGGAGGAUAUGGUUCGUCAAGCUCAAGACAAAGUGGUACCGAUCAUGGAAGGAGGUGGUGUAAAGAUUCUUCCUUUUGUACCUGAACAACGAGGGAAGGAUAAGAUGAUGAAUAAUGGACAAGGCUUGGAAGGUCAUGACGGAUGGCAUAAGAAACAUGGUCAUGGUUAUGGUCAUAUGCACGGACAUCAUCAUGCUCCUACUUUCUCCGGAAGACUUCACAGAGCCCUCCACCAUCUCUCACCAGCCGAAGCUAUCGCCAUGGCAUUCGUCCUCGGUGCAGGUCUCGGAUCGAUCCUUCACUUCUUCUUCAUGCUCUUCCUUCUCUCCCUCCGUCGUCUCAGGGGAGGAUGCAAAUCCCGAGAAGAACGUCGUGCUGCUCGUGCUGAACGUCGAGCUUUACGUAAAGCUCGUAAAGCUGGUCGAGUGGCUUUGCCCGUCACACCGAUUGAAGAAGGGGAAGAGGUGUUACCAGCUUAUGGAGAUGUAGAGACUGAUAAUCUUGUUGAGAAGGCUUGAGGGAUGAGUCGGAGAUAUAUCUAUCGUGUGGAAGCUUUAUGUACGUUGUGUGUAGAUUUGGAUGAAUUGUAGAUUUCUGGAAUGCAGAAUG